AUGGCCGUUGGUCAAGUGAUCAAAAAAACCGAACACAAAAAACAUCACAAAAUGUGGUUUGCUGGAAAAGAUUGUUGCAAAACGGGAACGAAAAACAAAAAAAAGUACUCUCAGAUUAUCCCCGAUCCUCACAAAAAAAAACCAACUGUUCAAUCAGAACCAAGUAUAAUUGACAAAUGUCAAAAAUUGAUAAAAUGUGUAUAUGUUAAAGAGAACACUUUUAGUUCUAAUAAAUCACCACGCCCAGAUACCGCAAUAAUAUAUCCAAUAAACAGCACUUGGAUAUUUUGGUAUAGAGAUCCAACAAAAAUGCAUGGAAAAAAUCCUUGGGAAGAAUCUUUGACCAAAAUAGAAACUAUUCGUGAUGUGACUCACUUAUGGAAGGUUCUUAAUCACGUCAUUCAACCGUCAUUAAAAUCGCUACACAGAAGUCUAUUUAUUUUCAAUGAAAAGAGCAUACCCGCGUGGGAACAUAAAAGCAAUGAAAAUGCAGGACGUUGGGUAAUCACAUUGAAUGAUAACCAAAAUUUGCAUAAUGUAUGGAAUAAUAUGGUACUACAAGUAAUUGGUGACAAAUUUUCAAAUGUUAUAGCUGAUAUAAAUGGUAUAGGAGUACACGUUAAACCACUAUUUUCUAAAAUUACAAUAUGGACUGUCGAAAUAACCUUGGAUAAUUACAAGAACAUAAACGAAAUCGGGAUGAUGUGCCGAACAAUUAUCGGGCCAAUGGUAAAAUAUAUCAAUUAUGUGAUGCACAACCAAGAUAGAUCUAUGUAA
Messenger RNA from Sipha flava (yellow sugarcane aphid), 777 nucleotides. Its product is annotated as eukaryotic translation initiation factor 4E-like. Gene Ontology annotation, molecular function: RNA 7-methylguanosine cap binding; translation initiation factor activity. NCBI's taxonomy places the organism in Eukaryota, Metazoa, Arthropoda, Insecta, Hemiptera, Aphididae. Gene Ontology annotation, biological process: translational initiation. The record is from RefSeq and is a predicted model, not a curated record. The transcript is spliced from 5 exons. The coding region runs from base 1 to 777 and encodes 258 amino acids. Gene Ontology annotation, cellular component: eukaryotic translation initiation factor 4F complex.